Messenger RNA from Arabidopsis lyrata subsp. lyrata, 1422 nucleotides. RefSeq names its product putative F-box protein At1g31090. Lineage: Eukaryota; Viridiplantae; Streptophyta; Magnoliopsida; Brassicales; Brassicaceae. The record is from RefSeq and is a predicted model, not a curated record. The transcript has a single exon. Gene Ontology annotation, molecular function: protein binding. The coding region runs from base 92 to 1249 and encodes 385 amino acids.
UAGAAUGAGAUUAAUUUCUAUCAUCUAAUUAAGAUCCAGAGUCUGCGUUUUGCCAUUUCUUGUUCGUUAAGCAAAUUAAUAUACAACGAUCAUGCAUAGAGGAGAAAACUCAGACUCCAUCCCUAAUGAUCUCAUUCCUGAGAUACUUUCGAGAUUGCCAGCAAAGUCAAUUGCUAGGUUUCGAUGCGUGUCAAAGCUAUGGAAGUCCAUUAUCUACCGUCAAGAUUUCACCGAGUUGUUCCACACAAGGUCCUCAUCUAAUCCACGUCUCUUAAUUGGGGUCGAACAAGACGGUGUGUGGAGCUUCUUCUCCUCUCCUCAGCCUCAGAAUCAUUAUGAAAAGUCGUCUCUUGUAGUAGCCGCCGAUUUUCAUAUGAAGUCGUCUGAAGACAGAAUCCUACACUAUUGUAGCUAUGCUUCUGGUUUGAUCUAUUUCACUGAUUUGCAGAUCUCAAAAGAUGGGUUUGAUAAUGUGAUAUGUAACCCUAGCACGGGACAAUUUGCGAUCUUACCACCUGACCUGACAACGUACAGAAACUUCGGCGGCCUUUUGGGGUAUGAUCCGAUUGGCAGGCAAUUCAAGGUUUUGGUCCAUAACCCUAAAAUCGACGAUGAAUUGGUUUAUCAUAUUCUGACAUUAGGAACUGAAAAUGUGAAGUGGAGGGAGAUAAAAUUUCCCUUAUUCUCUGAUCUUUCUUCGGAAAUGAUAUGCAUCAAUGGUGUUUUGUAUUACAUAACUUUAGGUAGUCAUAAAAAUAUAGGUUGCUUUGAUGUUAGGUCUGAGAAAUUUAAGUUUUUAUAUGCAAACCCAGAUUACUUUUAUAAUUGGUCUAGAAAAUUGUUAAACUAUAAGGGUAAAUUAGGUGUGACUAAAAUGGAAAAUGAUUAUGAAGGUGGAUUUCCCCUUAAGUUGCGUAUGUGGGUUCUAGAGGAUGUCGAGAAAGAGGAAUGGACGACAUAUUCCUACACUGUGAGGGCUGAGAAUUUAAUCAAGGAUAAUGACUAUAUUUGUGUUGUUGGGGCGACUGCUUCAGGUGAAAUUGUUUUGGCGAAGUUGAAUGCGUAUAAACCGUUUUAUGUUUUCUACUUUAAUCCCGAAAAGAACACUCUCCUAAGCGUUGAAAUCCAAGGUGUUGGAAAAGAGAAAGAAGGGUUCGAUCAUCAUAGCGUUUACUACUUUGUAGACCAUGUAGAAGAUAUUAAGUUUGAUGUUAUGAAGAAAACAUAUGCUGCAACAUCGAUAAGCUAGCCCACGAGCACAUCAACAUCAUCUACAAAAGAUCAUCAAGUGAGGAUCGGUGCUCACCUGAAACAAGAUAUUCUUAUGUUUGAGAGCGCUAACAAAUUUAAUGAUCUGUCUCUUUUAGAUGAUGAUGAAUUUACAGGUUUUAAAACAUGAUUGUUUCCCUUGCUUGCCAAGUC